This is a messenger RNA of Mycena indigotica, 3306 nucleotides long. RefSeq lists its product as uncharacterized. The transcript has 4 exons. Gene Ontology annotation, molecular function: protein-phosphatidylethanolamide deconjugating activity. Bases 1 to 3306 code for a protein of 1101 amino acids. The record is from RefSeq and is a predicted model, not a curated record. Lineage: Eukaryota; Fungi; Basidiomycota; Agaricomycetes; Agaricales; Mycenaceae.
AUGUCACCUACCAGCGCAUCCAAGCUACCGCGCUUCCUCCAGUCCCCCGCCCAGCGCGAUCGCUCGCGCAGUCUCUCUAUAGACCCGCCACGCCCGUCGUCAUCGGCAUCCACGUCAUCGUCGACCGGCGCCAGACGCAAGUUCCUCGGGAUGGGCCGGGACAAGGACAAGGAGCGCGAGAGGGAGCGGAUAAGAGAGGCGGAAAGAGGAGACCCGAGCGCCGCAGAGCUGCUGGCGAUGGAGGAGGACGAGAUGGAUUCACCUCAAUACGACCCCGGCAUGGCGAGCAGCCCGCCCAGCGCCUAUGCCACGGCCCGCGCCCGAACCAGGGCAGACAGGCAAUUCAGCGCCUCCACCCCUCCCGGCUCGUCGUCUUCACACUCUUCACACUCCCAUUCCUCCCAUCCACACAGCCCCGCCACGAUGCAUAUCGUCCGCAGCCCCUCGCGCUUAUCUGCAAGCGGCGAUGGCGGUCUUACAACGAGGCUUAGUGGAUGGUUCUCCCAUUUGGCGGGCAGCACGUCCGACUUGUCGUUAACGGGCACAAUCGGGGCGGCGGCGUCGCUUGCGACAUCGACUUCUCGCACACUUUCCUCUUCAGCAAAAAAGCCGCGCAAAAACGAGGGCCAGGCGAGCGCGAAGACCGGCACAGGCGUUGGAGGAGGCGGCGGGCUGCUUGACAAGGCGGUGCGGUACUUGCUCGACGGGGACGCUAACCCGGACAGAAGUACUGCGGAGAUUUGGCUGAUGGGCGUGCGGAUGGAGGGCUGGAGCAGAGAAGACGAGGCGCGUUUUGCGCUUUCGCAACACCACCAUUCUUCUCAAUCGCCAAACUUAUCGGCCUCGCAGUCGACUGUGAGCAACAGCACCACUAACGACGAGCUCGGCCUGCCGGACCCCGGGCCGUGGCCGGCGGCGUUUCACGCUGCGUUUUAUGCGCAAGUGUGGUGUACAUAUCGGGCGGGCUUUCCGGAGCCGAUUCGGGACCUUGCGGGCGUGGAGGUGCUGGGAGCGCCAUUCUGUGCUCCUCCUAAUCCAGCGCAUCAUCACUUGCCGCCUGGGGUCCGCGCGCCGCCGAUGCAUUCGCCGACACAGAGCGAUGCAUCGGCCUCUUCAUAUGCUUCGUCUUCACCUUCGUCUUCUGCCCAUGGGCACCAUCAUGGUCAUGGACACGGGCCGCCGUCUGCCUCGUCGCAUUCAACUGCGUCGAGUACCGCAAGUAGUUCGGGGAAGAAGCGCUGGUGGGCGCUGCCGAUCUCGCUGGGGAGCUCAAAGGGGUGGUCGUCGGAUACGGGAUGGGGGUGUAUGUUAAGGACGACACAGAGCUUGUUGGCUACUGCGAUUGGGCGAGUUGGAGCGCCUCCACUUCUUCCAUGCCCACCUACUCCCUUCCCCCCGAAUUCACCUGCUGCCCACGCCGCCCACGCGCGGCUGCUGAGUUGGUUCGCCGAUUCGCCAAUGGCGCCGUUCAGCGUUCACCGGAUGGCGCUCGCGGGGAAGAAGGCGGGGAAAGAUGUGGGGAUGUGGUUCGGGCCGAGCGCCGCCGGCGUCGCGCUGAGGACUCUGGUGGACGCGUUCCCUGGCUGCGGGCUCGGGGUCGCUGUCGGCCAGGACGGCACGAUUUACGCGAGCGAUGUGCUCGCGGCUGCGCGUGCCCCGCCGGCGGGCGGGCCGGUGUUAAGGUCUUCUGCGUCGGGCUCGUCGAGGGGAGGCAGUGGGAAGGGGAAGUGGGACCGGCCGGUGUUGGUUCUGCUUGGGCUCAGGCUUGGGCUGGAUGGGGUGAAUCCGGUCUAUCAUGAGACGAUAAAGGCUCUAUUCACGUUCCCGCAAUCGGUCGGCAUCGCCGGCGGGCGGCCGUCCUCGUCGUAUUACUUCGUCGGCGUCCAAGGCGAUGGGCUGUUCUACCUCGACCCCCACCAUACGCGCCCGACUGUGCCGCUCCGCGCUUAUGUCGACGAUGAGUUCACGUCUUCUACCUCGGGGGCGGGCCCGGGCUACGGCUACGGCCGGGGCGGGAGUAUGAGUCCGGAGCGGGGCAAUCGGGGCGGGAGCAUGAGCCCCGAGCUGGUGCAUCGCGCGGGGAGCAUGAGCCCGGACCCGUUCCGCCCGAUGACGGAGGACGAGCUCGUGUUCAACCCCCGCGCGCGCCGGUCGCCCCGCCCGCCGGCGUCUCCUGCGGCCGGGCCGGGCACCGCCGGGGCCGGGGCUGGAUAUGGGAACGGGCCAGGUGCGAUGUCGCCGGCGGAGGAGGCGCACUGGGCGCGCGCGUAUGCGCUCGCGGACAUGCGCACGUACCAUUGCGAGCGCGUGAGGAAGAUGCCGCUCGCGGGGCUGGACCCGAGUAUGCUGAUUGGGUUCGUGGUGCGGGAUGAGCGGGAGUGGGCGGAUUUGAGGAGGCGGGUUGGGGAGUUACCACGCACGAUCUUCGCGAUCCAAGACGAGCCGCCAAGUUGGGGCGCCGAUGACGACGACGAGCUCGAAGGGAUAUCCGAUCCAGAGGAGGAGCCGGUUGCGGAGCUCGAUGUCGAGGGCGAUAAUGAUAACGACCUUGAGAACGAUAACGACGAGGCCGACGACGGGGACGUGUCGAGUUGGAGCCGGCCGGCGCCCGCAUUUGGCAAGCAGCAUUUCCACUCGGAUUCUGCGUCGACUACGCACUCGCGCUCAACAACAGGCACGGGCACGGGGAGCAGCGCGAGUCAGGGCGAUACAGAGGACUCGGAGGGGCCGGUCGGGCCGAUGACGCCGCUGCCUGGGGCUGGUUUUGAUUUGCGCCGGGCGGGGACGGGCAAGGGCGGCGGGUUCGUGGCGCGGGAAGAGGAGGAUGAUGAAGACGAAGAUGCAGAUGGGGAUGCGGAUGGGGACGACUUUGUUGACGCGGCGAGCGAGAUUGUGGACGACCGGGAGGAUGAUAUCGAGGAUGAUUGGGUGGACCCGGUUUCUUCACCCCCGUCGUCAACGGCCUCUUCCGGGGCGCCGCCGCCAAGCACGAAAUCCAAGUCGUCCGCGUCUACUGCGUCUACCGCGACCGACAGCAAACAUAAAAGCGCAUCAAGCAGCGCGCGCCGGCUGAAGAGCAGCAAGGGGAAGAAGGCGGUGCCCGUGCCGGUCCCGAGCGUGCAUUACCCGUUCCCUGGCUCGGGCGAGGACGUUGUUGUUGCGCAUGAGCGGGAGCGCGAUCGGAACGUGACCGUCGUCGCGCCGAAGGUGAAGGUCCCGCAGCAGCAGCACCAUGGCCAGCGCCGCGCGAGGGACGGGGGGAGGACGCAGAGCGGGGGCGUGAGGGGCGUGUUGACGGAGGAUUGA